UCACAAACACAGACUCAUUCUUUCUUUCUUUCUUUGUUUCUGUUUCUCCCACUCAAACCCUUUGAUCACAAACUCCAAAUUCAUCCCACAAACACCCAAUUCAAUUCAUUUCAAUCACCUCAACCAAUCACAACCACCUAAAUCAAUCAAUCAGAUCAAAUUCGAACAAUGGGAAAAGGCGGAUCACUAAGCGAAGGCGUAUUAAAAAACAUAAUCCUCUCCUACACCUACGUAACCAUCUGGAUCUUCCUCAGUUUCACCGUAAUCAUCUACAACAAAUUCAUCCUCGACCGCAAAAUGUACAACUGGCCCUUCCCAAUCUCCCUCACCAUGAUCCACAUGUGUUUCUGUUCUUCGAUCGCCUUUUUUCUCGUCACAAUUUUAAAAAUGGUGGAGCCCGUUCAAAUGACCCGCGAUAUUUAUUUCAAAUCCGUCGUACCCAUCGGGUUGCUUUACUCUAUCAGCUUAUGGCUGUCGAAUUCGGCGUACAUUUACUUAUCCGUUUCGUUUAUUCAAAUGCUCAAGGCGUUAAUGCCUGUUGCGGUUUACUCAAUUGGAGUUUUGUUUAAGAAAGAAGGGUUUAAAUCGCAAACCAUGGUUAAUAUGUCGUCCAUUUCGUUUGGUGUGGCGAUUGCUGCGUACGGUGAGGCGAGGUUUAAUACAUGGGGGGUUAUGUUGCAGCUUGGUGCGGUGGUUUUUGAAGCGACUAGACUCGUUUUGAUUCAAAUUUUGUUGACGAGUAAAGGGAUUACGUUUAAUCCCAUUACGUCGUUGUACUAUGUUGCGCCGUGUUGUCUUGUGUUUUUAACUAUACCUUGGGUUAUUGUUGAGGUUCCGAGGUUAAGAGAGAUGUCGAAUUUUGAAUUGGAUUUUGUGGUUUUUGGGACGAAUUCUUUUUGUGCGUUUGCUUUGAAUCUCGCGGUGUUUUUGCUUGUUGGGAAGACGUCGGCUUUGACUAUGAAUGUCGCGGGUGUGGUUAAAGAUUGGUUGUUGAUCGCGUUUUCUUGGUCUGUGAUUAAGGAUACGGUUACACCGGUUAAUUUGUUUGGGUAUGGGAUUGCUUUUUUGGGUGUUGCUUAUUAUAAUCAUGCGAAGUUGCAAGCGCUUAAGGCGAAAGAAGCCGAAAAGAAGGUUGUUGAAGAGGCUGGGAAGCUUUUGGAGGAAAAUAGAGGUGAUGAUGGAUCAAGGAAGAAUGAGUCAAGUUCUUAGAUUUGAUGCAAUUUUGUUAUGUUUUGAUUUGGUUACAAAUUUUGGUCUUUGUUGAUGUUGUUAGAGGACAUUGUGUGAAGAGUUUUGUAAUGAUUUUAAUCCCAACAUGA
This is a messenger RNA of Helianthus annuus (common sunflower), 1319 nucleotides long. RefSeq names its product probable sugar phosphate/phosphate translocator At5g25400. NCBI's taxonomy places the organism in Eukaryota, Viridiplantae, Streptophyta, Magnoliopsida, Asterales, Asteraceae. Gene Ontology annotation, cellular component: Golgi apparatus; trans-Golgi network; endosome. Gene Ontology annotation, molecular function: antiporter activity. The transcript has a single exon. The record is from RefSeq and is a predicted model, not a curated record. Bases 169 to 1209 code for a protein of 346 amino acids.